Molecule: messenger RNA, 798 nt
Organism: Prunus armeniaca (apricot)
Lineage: Eukaryota; Viridiplantae; Streptophyta; Magnoliopsida; Rosales; Rosaceae
Source: the annotation of a GenBank genome assembly
AUGGUUGGACGUGCUAGAGGUCGUGGACGAGGGAACCAAGCCCAACACACAGAGAUGGCUGAGAUGUGGCGUAUGAUGGAAGAGUUGUCGAGAGCGGUGCAAGCCCUCCAACAACAAGAACGCGCGGAUGCCUAUAUGGAGAUUCCGGAACGCAACCGCGAACCCUUAGACAUACCGGAAGGUGGUCGUAAGGAUGACUUUGAAGAAAAGGUAAACCCCUUUCAUGAAGCUGGAGGCCAUGAUGAUGGUGAUAGAGGGGGAUUGGAAGGAGCGGUUCGCUCUGAUUCUCCAGUGGAGAGAAGUUUUGAUUUUGACAAUGUAUAUGGUGAGAAUAAGCAAGAUGAAUCUAGUGUGAUCUUGAAGGUGGUGGAUCAAGAAAAGGUUGGGUCUGAACUUUUGAAGGAACACAAUCCAUACAAGUUUGCAGGCAAGGUGACACAAGAAAGUCUUGAAGGAACCAUUAGAGAUGAGAUGACUUCUUGUGAUACUUCUGAGUAUGUUGAUUUUCUUGGGGUUGAUGCUUUUGAUUUGAAGAUUGCCAAGAACUUCGUUGAUCAUAUCAAUCUAAUGGCUUUUGGAUUGAAGAGUUUCUGGGCUGCGAGGUUGUAUACAGUAGAUAACUUGAAUUGUUCUAGAAGGAUUAAAUAUUCUAAGUAUCUAUUUCUUUGGAGUGGGAAGUUUUCAGCAAAAGGUUGGAAUUCAAGGACGAAUUCUUCACAAUCUGGUGGAAUUGAUGCAAGAAUUUGGAAUUCAUGGAUGAAUUCUUCACAAUCUGGUGGAAUUGAUGCAAGAAAAUAA